AUGGAUUUGAAUAUGAAAGACAAAGAUUUUAUUGGACCUGAAGGUAAAAUAUUUAGAUUUAGUGAAGCCCGACCAAAGAAUUGCAAUGAUGUGCAAUCUGGAUUUCUCAAUUACGCUGCAAAGAUGAACGAAUGCAAAAGUUCCGAAAGUCAAGUUGCGGAAGCUCAUAAGGAGAUUUUAAAUAGCUUGAAGGAUGCUGUGAAUGGUAUGAUAGAUAAUACAUAUGGCAAGCAAGCAGCUGCUGGCAUCAAGCAAAUCUUGGAAAAAAAGAAGGAUUAUUCC
Messenger RNA from Funneliformis geosporum, 282 nucleotides. The record is from the annotation of a GenBank genome assembly. Lineage: Eukaryota; Fungi; Glomeromycota; Glomeromycetes; Glomerales; Glomeraceae.